This is a messenger RNA of Ilex paraguariensis (yerba mate), 1356 nucleotides long. The record is from the annotation of a GenBank genome assembly. NCBI's taxonomy places the organism in Eukaryota, Viridiplantae, Streptophyta, Magnoliopsida, Aquifoliales, Aquifoliaceae.
AUGAGAGAAGUGGAACUUCAUGCGAACCAAAAUUCCGACCAGAAUGCACUUCCACCAAUGGAGCAGCCACCUGAGUCAAAUUCAAGAACAAAAGUGACUGUUUCAUACUUUGGCCUAUUUGCUGCAGCCGAUACACUGGACUACUUUUUGAUGUUCUUUGGAAGCAUUGGAGCUUGCGUCCAUGGUGCUGCACUUCCUGUAUUCAUUAUUUUGUUUGGCCAUAUGAUUGAUUCUUUGGGAAAACUGGUUUUUGACCUUCAUAAAGUGUAUUCUCAGGUUUCUAAGCAUGCUAUGUACCUAGUUUAUAUUGGAGUAGUUGUUCUGUUAUCAGCGUGGCUUGGUGUUGCUUGUUGGAUGCAAACUGGGGAAAGGCAGACAGCUCGUUUACGAUUUAUGUAUCUCCAGUCAGUGUUAAGGAAGGAUAUUAGUUUUUUUGACACUGAAGCGCGGGAUAAAAAUAUAAUGUAUCACAUCUCCAGUGAUGCAAUACUGGUGCAAGAUGCAAUAGGUGACAAGAUAGGCCAUGGUUUACGUUAUCUUUCCCAAUUCUUUGUCGGAUUCGCCAUGGGGUUUAUUUCAGUGUGGCAGCUUACACUUCUCACCUUAGCUGUUGUUCCAUUGAUAGCUGUCGCAGGAGGAGCCUACACUGUGAUUAUGUCUACCUUGUCAGAAAAAGGUGAGGCUGCUUAUGCUGAAGCUGGGAAGGUUGCAGAAGAGGUUAUUUCACAGGUUCGUACUGUGCACUCAUUUGUUGGAGAGGACAAAGCUGUUGAAGCGUACUCCAUGUCACUUAAAAAUGCCCUCAAAUUGGGAAAGAAGAGUGGGCUUGCAAAAGGAGUAGGUAUUGGCUUUACAUAUGGGAUUUUGCUUUGUGCUUGGGCAUUACUUCUCUGGUAUGCAAGCAUACUUGUCAGGCAUGGGGACACAAAUGGUGGGAAAGCAUUCACAACAAUUAUCAAUGUCAUCUUCAGUGGACUUGCUCUGGGACAAGCUGCUCCAAACCUUGCCGCCAUUGCCAAAGGUCGGGUUGCUGCUGCAAAUAUCAUAAGCAUGAUUGAGGAAGAUUAUAGCACUUCUAAAUCGUCAGAUGAGGGAAUAGUGUUGUCAAAAGUGGAUGGAAACCUUGAAUUUUGCAAGGUCCAUUUUGCUUACCCCUCCCGGUCCAAUAUGGUUUUUGAAGAUCUGAGCUUUUUAGUUGAUGCUGGAAGAACGUUUGCAAUUGUUGGUCCCAGUGGUUCAGGAAAGAGCACUAUUAUUUCCAUGGUUCAACGAUUCUAUGAUCCUGCUUCAGGUAUUAAUAAAUUUUCUAGGAGAGUCGAUUUCUGCCUUUUGUUGGUACAUUUAUUAAACAUUUGA